ACUACGUUCCAAUUCCGGACAGUUGUCGCGGAGCCCAGUCCGUAUUCUUCAAACUAAGAGCUGGAAUCUGUGCUCGAGCGGCGGCCGUUGGAUGUGAUUGUGCGGAAUCACAGCCGCUCCGCAGGCCACAUCGCCAUUGCUUUCAGCUCCGCCGCUGUCUGGAUAACAAAACCUUCGGACCAGCGAGAUUUCCCCUUUUCAAAAUGAGGAGGAAAGGGCGGCAUCACCGCGUGUCUACAACAAGACAGUCCACUUCGCCCUGCAACAUCAAGCAUUCUCCUACGCGGGAAACGCUGACGUAUGCUCAAGCACAGCGAAUGGUGGAACUGGAGAUUGAAGGUCGUGUGCACAGAAUAAGUAUUUUUGAUGCCCUGGAGAUUAUAUCAGAAGAUGACCUCACCGCUCAGGAGCUAAGUGAAUGUAAUAGCAAUAAAGAGAACAGUGAAAGACCACAAAUACUGGUAAGAUCAAAAAGACUUAAAAACAAUCUAAAAAAGAAGAGUGCUGUUCUGGUGAAUGCUCAUGGGGUACAAGCAUCAGGAAGCACUCUCCCGGAGCCCAAAAUUCGCAUUGUUGAGUAUAAUCCACCUCCAGCCCCUCGCAGACCCCCGUCAUAUUAUAAAUUUAUUGAAAAAUCACCAGAGGAACUAGAUAAGGAGGUAGAGUACGAUAUGGAUGAAGAAGACUAUGCAUGGUUAGAACUGGUGAAUGAAAAGCGUAGAAACGAGGGGUUGAGUGUUGUGUCGCAGAAUGUGUUUGAAUUCCUCAUGGAUAGAUUUGAGAAGGAGUCUUUCUUUGAGAGCCAGAACCAAGGUGAUCCUCAGUCUCUCAUUGAUGAGGAUGCUGUUUGCUGCAUAUGUAUGGAUGGUGAAUGCCAGAACAGUAAUGUCAUUUUAUUUUGUGACAUGUGCAAUCUAGCUGUUCACCAGGAGUGUUACGGAGUGCCAUACAUCCCUGAAGGGCAGUGGCUUUGUCGUCAUUGCUUACAGUCUCCUUCCCAGCCUGUAGAUUGUGUGCUAUGCCCAAACAAGGGCGGUGCUUUCAAAAAGACUGACGAUGAUCGAUGGGGACAUGUUGUCUGUGCUCUAUGGGUUCCUGAAGUUGGCUUUGCCAACACGGUUUUCAUUGAGCCCAUUGAUGGUGUAAAGAACAUUCCUCCAGCCAGGUGGAAAUUGACUUGCUACCUCUGUAAGCAGAAAGGAGUCGGGGCUUGCAUUCAGUGCCAUAAAGCAAAUUGUUACACAGCAUUUCAUGUAAGUUGUGCUCAAAAAGCUGGCCUUUACAUGAAAAUGGAGCCUGUUAAAGAAGUAACAGAUACAGGAACAACAUUUUCAGUGAAAAAAACUGCCUACUGUGAUGCCCACACUCCUCCAGGCUGUGUUAGAAGACCUUUAACAAUCUAUGAAGAAACCAGUACAAAGAAUGGACUUUGUCAGAAAGGAGAGAAGAAAACUGGAAGGACGAGAUUGAAAGGCAGGCAAAAAAAUAAAAAGAGUAAAAAAGCUCUAGUUGAACCUUUGGCAGCUGUUCCAGCAGUGUCUGUGCCAAGUAUUCCUCCUCAAAGGUUAAACAAAAUUCUCAAUCAAGUUGCUGUUCAGAGAAAAAAGAUUUUUAUUGAACGCAUAUUGAAUUACUGGACCUUGAAGAGGCAGUCCAGAAAUGGUGUUCCCCUACUACGACGUUUACAAUCAAACCUGCAGUCACAGAGAAAUAUUCAGCAGAGAGAAAAUGACGAAGAAAACCGUGUUUUGAAGGAACAAUUAAAAUACUGGCACAGGCUUCGUCAUGACCUAGAGAGAGCUCGAUUGUUGGUAGAAUUGAUUCGCAAGCGAGAAAAAUUAAAAAGAGAAGAGGUUAAAGUGCAACAGGUUGCUAUGGAGCUGCAACUGACGCCUUUUACAGUCCUCCUGCGUUCAGUUCUUGACCAGCUUCAGGAAAAGGAUCCUGCUAAAAUUUUUGCGCAGCCAGUAAGCCUUAAAGAGGUACCUGAUUACUUGGACCAUAUUAAACACCCAAUGGACUUCUCAACAAUGAGAAAAAGAAUUGAAGCUCAAGGAUAUAAAAACCUUGAUGAAUUUGAGGAGGAUUUUAACCUUAUCAUUGAAAACUGCAUGAAAUACAAUGCAAAGGACACAAUAUUUUACAGAGCAGCUGUACGUUUAAGAGACCAAGGAGGUUCUGUUCUGAGGCAAAGCCGUCGCGAUGCUGAUUGUAUAGGGUUUGAUUAUGAAACAGGAAUGCACUUGCCUGAACCACCAAAGAUCGAACCACUACCACCAUUUUCGUGGGAAGACGUGGAUCGGCUGCUAAAUCCAGUAAACCGUGAGCACAUGUCCCUAGAAGAACAGCUUAAGGAACUCCUUGAGAAACUCGACUUGACAUGUGCUAUGAAGUCAAGUGCAUCUCGGAACAAACGAACCAAGUUAUUAAAAAAGGAAAUUGGUAACAUUCGAUAUGAAAUCAGCCUAAGGAGGACUCAGUCUGCUCAAUUAGAACUGAGUAAAUUAUCUGUUGAAGAAAUUCCAUCUACAGGACAAAACACAGAAGAAGACGGAGACAAGUCAUUACCACCAAAGCUAGAACCAUCUGACUCUUUGCCACCUCCUCUAAAUUCCGACAGUAAUUCAGAACCACCCACACUCAAACCAAUUGAGCCUAGCCCUGAGAACAAUAAAUUGCAUAAACGUGUUAAGUUUGACAAUGAAAUGUGUGGUAUUUCUCCACCAAAGGACAUAUUAAAUGGACAUACUCCUGAACACUUGCUUGCAGAGAGUGAUGUCAGUGUGGUGGCAACAUCUACAUUAGCAGAAUCCUCAAGUGACGUCAACAGGCGAACAUCCAUACUUUUUCGAAAAUCUAAAAGUGUAAGUCCGCAAAAACCUGGAAAAAUCAGUGACGCACAGCCUAGUUCUCCACAGCUAGGAACCAAAACGUUUUUGUCUGUGGUUAUUCCAAGAUUGGAGACUCUUCUCCAGCCAAGGAAGAGGUCCAGAAGUGCAUGUGGAGAAAGUGAAGAAGAAGAGUCACCUGUGAAGCGCUUUGAUACAGGGCUUUCAAAUGGUUAUGGGAAUGAGGAACUCAAAGAACUCACUCCAGCCAGAAAACUUGAACCUCGGCGUAGAUGUGCUUCCGAAUCCAGCAUAUCUUCAAGUGGGAGUCUGUUAUGCAAUACAAGUUUCAGCCUUCCCAAGUGUGGCAAAGGAAAACCUGCCCUUGUGCGGAGAAAUACUAUUGAAGACAAAAAUGAGCUGAUCGCUUGUAUUGAAACUGGAAACUUUGCCAAAGCUGCAAGAAUUGCAGCGGAAGUUGGCAACAGCAAUAUAUGGAUGCCUGCUAAUGCUGCAUCAGUUGUUCUGGAGCCAUUAAAACUAGUUUGGGCAAAGUGUAGUGGAUAUCCAUCGUAUCCUGCCCUGAUAAUAGACCCCAAAAUGCCAAGAGUUGGUUGUCAUCAUAAUGGGGUAUCAAUACCAAUACCACCUAUGGAUGUCCUUAAAAUAGGCGAACAAAUGCAGUUUAAGUCUGGAGAGAAACUUUUUCUUGUUCUCUUUUUUGACAACAAAAGGAGCUGGCAAUGGCUUCCUAAAUCAAAAAUGGUCCCUCUUGGAAUUGACAAGACCAUCGACAAGAUCAAAAUGAUGGAGGGCCGAACCUCAAGUAUUCGAAAAGCUGUAAGGACUGCCUUUGAUCGAGCUAUGAAUCAUCUGAGUAGAGUGCAGGGGGAACCAGUUAGUGAUUUUAGUGAUGUCGAUUAAAGUGGUGCUAACCUAACAUUAAACCUG
This is a messenger RNA of Lepisosteus oculatus (spotted gar), 3779 nucleotides long. It is a transcript of the gene brd1a, whose product is annotated as bromodomain containing 1a. Gene Ontology annotation, biological process: regulation of transcription by RNA polymerase II. Gene Ontology annotation, cellular component: MOZ/MORF histone acetyltransferase complex. Gene Ontology annotation, molecular function: protein binding. The record is from RefSeq and is a predicted model, not a curated record. Lineage: Eukaryota; Metazoa; Chordata; Actinopteri; Semionotiformes; Lepisosteidae.